AUGUUAAAGAUGGGUAAUUGAACUUUUAUUGAAUCUGACAAAAAGAUUCCCGAGCCUUUCUUAGAUGCAAUAGCCUUACUUUCUGAGCUUUGCGGAAUAUUUUGAUGCUUAUGUUGUGAAGAUGGUAUUUCUGUUCCAUCUCUUGAGAAGGGUUAAGUUCAUACUUUUUUGUGCUAGAGAUUAUGAUUCGUCUUAAAGAAGUGCUUAGGCCAGACUUUGAAACGGAAUAAAAUAGGACCUCAAAAUUUUGAGGGUACUCCUUUGGACUUUGGAGCUCAUCUCAUUCAUCUAUUCCUAAUUCUUUGACUUUGGACUGGACGGGUAUCCAAUUAUUUGAAAUAUCUAAUCCAUCAGUAAUAAUUUUUCACCCAAACAAUUUAAUUACUUCAGUCUUAUUCAAGUCAAUAAGUGAUCUCCAAAUCUAUUUCUUUUAAAAGAAAAUCCCCUAAUAUAAACUCUUUUCGUCACUUUCAAAAGCAUCGGAAACAAAUCCUU
Moneuplotes crassus is the source of this 495-nucleotide messenger RNA. The record is from the annotation of a GenBank genome assembly. Lineage: Eukaryota; Ciliophora; Spirotrichea; Euplotida; Euplotidae.